This is a messenger RNA of Portunus trituberculatus (swimming crab), 2562 nucleotides long. RefSeq lists its product as uncharacterized. The record is from RefSeq and is a predicted model, not a curated record. Lineage: Eukaryota; Metazoa; Arthropoda; Malacostraca; Decapoda; Portunidae. The coding region runs from base 981 to 1430 and encodes 149 amino acids. The transcript has 4 exons.
UUGGAACUAUCUUCUUGCUUAUUGGUCAUUUUGUUAUGCUAUCUCUUUGCUUCACAUUUCGGAUCUUCGAGGUACCGUCUCCUGCGCUGAAUUCCGGCUUCCGACCUGACGUCUGGGUGACGAGACCGAGGGAAGGCAGAUUCUCCUAAGCUCUGGCUGAGUCAACACUACCUAGACUCGCCUCUGCCUCCAGAAGUAUUCUCUCGUGAAGCCCUGCUCACCGCUCGCUUUGGGGGACCUGAACUAGUCUCCUGGCAGUCGUGUCUAGCCAGCCUGAGUCCAGACCAGCCUUUGGAUGAAGCACCAUACUACUCGGGCUUGUUGGUGGUUCUGCAUCCACUCCUGUUUCAAUCCUGGUCAUCGCUGGAUACCGCUCUGCUUACUCUCCACCCUACACCCUGCUUCAUUCCUCGUCCUCUUCUUGGGGUCCUGUACCCGUGUGCUGCCCGGGACGGCCGUGUGUGAAGUGGAUGGGUGUGGUACCAGCGCUAGAGCAGCUACCUCUCUAAGGGAGCGACCAACGUCCAUAUAGAGCUAGUUGAGUUGGGAAGAGAUGGGACUCGAGUGACGAGUUACGUGAGUUUGUUUCUACUCGGCAAGCGUUGCAACAAGACGAACGACAGAAGGAAAGUGAAGAGAGGAAAGGGAACAUGCCCUUGCCAUGUCCGAAUUAAAGCUCAAGUUGUCACUGCAAGAAUAAGUCAGAUUCAGUGAUCUUGCCUGGGGAUUGUGGGACUGUUCCCCGACCUUCUCUACCAGUCUAUCAAGAUGAUCUGACAUCCUACUUCACACGUUUUGAACUCCUUGCUGCCCUGCUCAACAUUCCUCAGGACCAGUAUGCCAUUCAACUGGGUGGUCUUCUCUCUGGUAAGCUAGCAGAAAUCUACACUACCUUGGCUGAUAACGUAAUUCGUGACUACCCUAAACUUAAAUCCUCUCUCCUUAGAAGCUUCAGUCAGUCCGCUGAGCACUAUCGCCACAUGUUUCGUUCUGUCCGGAUCAAACCUGGUAUAAGAACCUUCUUGAAAGAAAACUACGUGCAGACCUUGGACGACGCUGUCAAACGUGCAGAUAUUUGGGCAGCUGCCCAUCGUGCUUACCCGAGACACACACCCCAGCUGGACAUAAGAAGCCGUCACAUACAUCUCCAACUACUACCGACCAAGCUUCUCGCCUAUGUCCUCCACCGGCCAGGAAGUCUUCCACACCCAUCAGGUGUCACAAUUGUGGGGAGCCAGGACACGUUCGACCUUGAUGUCCCCAAAAUCCAGCUUUGUUCAGGACUGGUAGCACUCCUCAACCAGACAAAGGAAGAUUGGACUCCUUCCUCAGAUACGAUGCUACCUUCGCUGUCCCUUAAGGUUAUGUUGAUGCUGUUCGUGCUCCAAUCAAGUUCUGUAGUGUUCUGCUUGGUAAUGUGGAAGGAGUGAGCACACCAGACGAGAACAUGAAAAAGGCUUGUCUGCCUUGGCAUUGUUCACCUGUCCCUGAGAAGGUUCAAGCAGUUGAAACCCAGAGCCGCGUGGCACGAAGAAUUCAUCCCCUUGUGCUACCAGAACUCCAACCUAAUAACAUUACUCCCCGGGAAUUUUCUCGCCUGCAGAAUUCAUGUUCCUCCCUUCAGGCUCUCCGUCUUAGUUCAUCAACUGGUGAAGAAGAGGUAACUCGCAGUGGUUCGAAGUUUUCCUAAGUUUUCUGAUGAACUACUCUACCGAGUGUGCCGCUCUUCUAGCAACCAAGAACAAGUGUAAAAGACGUUGGUCAUCCCUGCUGAGUGUCGUCGCCUGGUGCUGUCUCUUGCCCAUGAGGGUCCAAUGUCAGGACUCUUCUCCCACAUAGAGGUAAGGUUUACCACCAUUUCUAUUGGCCUGGGGUAGGUGACAUCACAGGUUUUUGUAAGUGUUGUGAUAAAUGUCAACGUAUGUCAGCAAAAGGAAGAGUGCGCCCUGUCCCUUUACGGCCUCUACCUAUCACUGAACCGUUCUCAAGAGUGGCUAUUGACAUCGUGGGUCCCUUGUCUCCACCAUCUGAAGGCCAUCGUUACCUCCUAACUUUAAUUGAUUUUGCAACCGGAUUCCCAGAAGCCGUACCUCUCCGAGAAAUAACCUCUACUGCUAUUGCAGAAGCCUUGUUGUCCAUCUUCUCCUGGGUUGGCAUCCCUCGAGAAAUACUCGGACCGUGGGACCCAGUUCACGUCACAACUGAUGGGUGAGCUCCAUAAGCUUCUGGGAGUAAAACCGCUAUUCACCACCUUACCAUCCCAGUGGUAACGGAAGAGUGGAAAGGUUCCACUCCACUCCACUCUGAAGGCAUGCCUCCAGAAACUCUGCUCUGAAAAACCGCGUGAAUGGCACCGUUAUCUCCCUGCCACCUUGUUCGCUUUGAGGGAGAUGCCAAGUGACAGGACCAGAUUCUCGUCUUUUGAGCUUCUUUAUGGUAAGACAGUUAGAGGACCUCUUGCAGUUCUACGGGAUUUGUGGGAGGAUAAAUCACUCGGAUAAUUGUUCCUGUUUUCAAUAUAUAAUAGAGCUGAAAGACGAAUUGGCUGAAUCCUCCCGGAUC